Hirundo rustica (Barn swallow) is the source of this 5012-nucleotide messenger RNA. RefSeq names its product NUAK family kinase 1 (gene NUAK1). Gene Ontology annotation, biological process: intracellular signal transduction; protein phosphorylation; microtubule cytoskeleton organization. The transcript is spliced from 7 exons. The coding region runs from base 1 to 2043 and encodes 680 amino acids. Gene Ontology annotation, cellular component: cytoplasm. Lineage: Eukaryota; Metazoa; Chordata; Aves; Passeriformes; Hirundinidae. Gene Ontology annotation, molecular function: ATP binding; protein serine/threonine kinase activity; tau-protein kinase activity. The record is from RefSeq and is a predicted model, not a curated record.
AUGGAGGGCGCCGAGGCGGCCGCCCGCGGCAGCAGCAGCCCCGGCCCCGCGCAGCCCCGCCGCUCCUCCUGCGGCCCCGGCCCGCCCGGCGGCGAGGCGGCAGCGGCAGCGGCGGCCAUGGAGGAGUCGGUCGGGGCGCCUCCGUCCCCGGAGAUAACGGCGGCGAGGAAGCAGCAGGGGGUGAAACGGCAUCACCACAAGCACAAUCUGAAGCAUCGCUACGAGCUGCAGGAGACCUUGGGCAAAGGCACCUAUGGCAAAGUCAAGCGGGCCAUCGAGAGGUUCUCUGGCAGAGUGGUUGCAAUAAAAUCCAUUCGUAAGGACAAAAUAAAGGAUGAACAAGAUAUGGUUCACAUCAGACGAGAGAUUGAGAUCAUGUCAUCCCUCAGCCACCCUCAUAUCAUCACCAUAUAUGAAGUGUUUGAAAAUAAGGAUAAGAUUGUGAUCAUCAUGGAGUAUGCAAGUAAAGGAGAGUUGUACGAUUACAUCAGUGAGAGGCGGCGAUUAAGCGAAAGAGAGACAAGACACUUCUUUCGACAAAUAGUCUCUGCUGUGCAUUACUGCCACAAGAAUGGGGUUGUCCACAGGGACCUAAAAUUGGAAAACAUUCUUCUUGAUGACAAUUUUAAUAUUAAGAUUGCUGAUUUUGGACUCUCCAACCUUUAUCAUAAAGACAAGUUUCUGCAGACCUUUUGUGGAAGCCCACUGUAUGCUUCCCCUGAAAUAGUUAAUGGACGGCCUUACAGAGGCCCAGAGGUUGACAGCUGGGCCCUUGGUGUAUUGCUUUACACUCUGGUUUAUGGAACGAUGCCCUUUGAUGGCUUUGAUCACAAAAAUCUCAUCAGGCAGAUCAGCAGUGGAGAAUAUCGUGAGCCAACACAGACCUCAGAUGCUCGUGGUCUUAUCAGGUGGAUGCUGAUGGUGAACCCUGAACGCCGAGCAACCAUUGAAGACAUUGCCAACCACUGGUGGGUUAACUGGGGCUACAAGAGCAGUGUCUGUGACUGUGAUGCCAUGAGGGACUCUGAGUCCCCACUGCUGGCAAGGUUCAUUGAUUGGCAUCACCGUUCUACUGGCCUCCAACCAGAGACUGAUACCAAAAUCAAGUGCCUUUCUAAGCCCAAAGGUCCUGAAGUCACACUAGAGAGACAAAGGUCUCUGAAAAAAUCAAAAAAGGAAAAUGACAUUGCACAGUCCAUCCAGGAAGGAGGAGCUGAAAAUGCAACCAAACCGACCUCCAAGAGACCCAAAGGCAUCCUGAAGAAAAGGAGCAACAGUGAACAUCGCUCUCACAGUGCAGGUUUCAUUGAAGGAGUUGUCAGCCCAGUGUUACCCUCUGCUUUUAAGAUGGAGCAAGAGUUGUGUAGGGCUGGCGUGGCCAUUAAAAGUGUUGUAGAGGGAGAAGUAGCUGGCAAGUAUGGCACUAAGCAGUCUUCACUAAUGCCAAAAAAAGGAAUCUUAAAGAAGACUCAGCAGAGGGAGUCUGGCUAUUACUCCUCUCCAGAAAGAAGUGAAUCUUCUGAACUCUUGGACAAUAAUGAUGAGACAGUAAACAGUGACACUUCUCCAGGGGUCACAGAGCCAUCCAGAAAUGGGUCUUACAGCCAUUCCUGCAGGCGUAAGGGCAUCUUGAAACAUAGCAGCAAGUAUUCUACCAACAGCACUGAACCUGCUUUGAUUAGCCCUGACACACCAACACUGGAGGCCAUGAAAGAAAUGGUCUUGCCUGGGGACGCAUUACCUCGAAGUUACAGUCGCCCUUCCAGCGUAAUUAGCGAUGACAGUAUUUUGUCCAGUGACUCAUUUGAUUUGCUGGAUUUGCAAGAGAACAGGCCAAACAGGCAGAGAAUACGGAGCUGUGUCUCUGCUGAAAAUUUCCUCCAGAUUCAAGACUUCGAAGGACUUCAGAACCGCCCACGGCCACAGUAUCUAAAGCGUUACCGCAACCGUCUGGGGGACAGCAGUUUUUCUCUUCUCACAGACAUGGAUGAUGUGACUCAGGUCUACAAGAAAGCCCUAGAGAUCUGCAACAAGCUCAACUAGCAGAGGGAAGAUGGAAAAGGGAGGGAAAGGAGUUAUUCUGUGUACCUUUAUGAUGGAGUAAGCCAGGUCACUGAUUUGCUGACAGUGGUAGGUUUUGAUUCAGAGGAGCUGACUGUACCUACGUAACUGAACUCCAAGUAAAGUUGCCCCAAAGUCAUCUCACACUUCUCUAAUUUUGUGUCCUCAAAAUAUUACCUACCUGACCGGAGAAAAACCUUUGGUCUUUGUAUCUGUGAUGAAAGCACAUCAGGAGCUAGCAGACAAAAGCAUCAAGAUUUGAUGGCUCAAAGUCUAAGCUAGACAGAAUUAAAACUGGAAGUGAGGGAUACAUGUUUUGAGAAGUUUGUAAUUAAUAUUAGAUAGGCUUUAUUAAGAGAUGAUCUGAAUUCUUCAAGUCAGAUUUGGAUGCCUUUUAGAACCAAGAGGCUUUGUUUCCCUCUGAAGUUAUUGGUCUGGGUACAGUGAUUGCACAGUGGGAAUUUUUGGCUUGCAUUAUGGAGGACACCAGGCUAGGUGGUCACCACGGUCCCUUCCACCAGAGUGAAUUGAGAGGUUCUAAGACAAUUUGAGAGACUUGCCUCAGGAAAACCUCAUGAGGUGUUUGUGGACAAGCAAUGGAGCAGGCAUUCAUAUCUGAACCUCCCACAGUGUCCAGAGCCAUUGCUCUCCAGUGAGUAGAAAGUUCUAAAAUUCUUUCCAAUUACCAGUAAAAACAGAACCACAGAAAUGAUAAUGGCAACUGGAAAGAAUGGGUGUUUUCAGCAGCUAAGUGACUUUUUAAGGCAUUUCAACCCGUCUGUUCAAUCUGUGGCUCUUUCAAAAUGGCCAGCCAGAUGAAUGUCCAGACAAAGAUGGAUCUGACAAAGGGUCUCAAGGGUUAACUGACUCUCCAAUUGAGAGUUCAGUCACUGUCAGCAAGUGGUGCCACCUUGCUGCUAGCUAGUAGUAUUUGGGGGUAACAGUAGUUUGCAACCAGAAUGUUAGGUAAGGAAAAGGUUGUAGAAUGUAGGAAAUGGAUAGAGGUCAGAAAGUCAGUGGGACUUUGCCUUUCUGCAAAUGAAAAUCUUUCUAGGUUGGUGGUAAUGGAGCAGAAAGAAUAGAGUGAUGAAAUGAUAACAGUAGAUUUAAUAACAGAGUUAGCAUAAAGUUGUGGGCCUGCCUCUAUCUAGUUUAGCUGGUAAUGAGAGUACAGUGAUGCCAGUUUGAAAAAAAAAGGAUAUGUGCUUGUGUUCACAGACAUAUCCAACUGUCCAGACCGAAGGCUUCAACUCCCAUAAAGGUACCACAUGGGUCUACUGGAUUACCUGAAUGUAAGCCUAUGUCAGAAAGGCACUGUGUGUUUGACAGGCCUGGGCAAACUGGAAUCUUCAGGCCCAUUUCAGUCUCAUUUCCAUGAGCACAUAGCCCCUGGCUUUCUUGGAGGUGCACUGGUGUGAUUAAAUCACAGGUUUCUGCUGAUGAUGUCAAAUAAUCCACAGCUGCAAAACUUGCAUUCACACUCAUACCCAGAGCAGAGGGGCAUGGGGCAAGUUCUGGUCUCACUCCUGCCCUGUAACUGUAACUGAAAGCAGAGUUUGCCCCACUGUGUCCCAAAUCCUAGAGAUGGCGCAGAAACUGAAUAGAGUUCCUCUGGGGAUUCCUUGGGAAGAGGGGAUAAGUCCAUAUAUCAUUGGCAUCUGGAACAGGGAGCUAUUUCACUUGGAAAUUCCUCUUACUUGGAGGAAGUAAGUAAGUAAGUAAGUAAGUACAAUGUGUCAUGGUACUUAAGUCUGCUGAUUCCUCCUAAAAAUCAAGUGGUCUACCUAGCAUAAAGAUGAACCAGCUUGAGUUUCCUUAAUCAGUUAAUCUGCCUCUGUGGAAAACCUUUACUUUUUACUUAUUCACUUACAUUGGACCAAAUUUGACUCUGAAAUAAAUGGCAUCAAUACCGUGAAAUCUCUGAGAGACAUACUCUCAGGUGGUCAAGUGAAAUCUGGCUCACUGUCAUUUGCUCAGGAAGGGCAACUGCAGGUCACUUCUCUACAGGUGUGUACCUCUCUGUAUGAUAUUCAGACGUCUCAUCUUCUCUCACAAGCCCUGCAUGUGCUCUUUUACCCCAUCCCAAACCAGCACCCCAUUUUGCAGUGUGUUGAAUUAACAGGUUUGCUGUGGUGCAUUUUAAAACAGUGUAGUCUCCAUGGCCUUUCUGAAACAAGGGUGGAUGUGCCUUGCAGCCACUUGCAGCCUUGCAGCUUUUAACUCAUGCCCUGGAGGAAGUGUACGAGCUGCACCCUCAACUGGGGUGAGUCAGUGCUGUCCAGCUGAGGCCAGAGCAUCACACCUUCCCUGCACAUCUGGCACUAAACCUUGAGUGGAUUUAGAGAGGUUUCAGGACGAAGGGAAGGGAGUUGAACUGGCCAUGGCAGGGAAGUGAGGAGCACCCUGAAGGCUCCUAUCUCUGAGGCUUUUGCCCAGGCCUGCUUCCUUUUGUACAAAUGUGAAUGAGUGAGUGACUGCUUGCUGCCAAACUGGAAAUGUUAUGUAGGGAUUUACUGGCAUGUUACUGGCAUGUUACAUGUUUACUGGCAUGUUAUCAUUCCUAGAAGAGAAGAAAAAAAAAAAAAAACUUGACUGCACAUUGUUACUAUUAGUGUUGUGAUUCUUAUUUAAUUUUUUUUGUAAUACAAAGUCAACUUUUUUAUUUGAAUUUGUCUUUUUUUUUUUUUUUAAUUUAUUGGUCUGAAAGCCAUUUCAAAGUUAUAAUAAUAUAUUUGGUGUAAUUUAAUUGGUGCAACAUUAUUUUACAGCUCCGGCCAAAAUAGUUUGGUGUUAUUUUGGGGGGUUUUUUUGGUUUUUUUUCUCCCAAUCCUUGGUUGGUUUGAGCUCUACGAGGCACACAGGGAAAAACGCUGGAUAAUCACCCGAAGUGUUUGUAUUUUUAAUCUGAUACUGUUUUUUAUUAAAUAAAAUGAAAUUAAUGUAACUGUGAA